Hemibagrus wyckioides is the source of this 7142-nucleotide messenger RNA. It is a transcript of the gene pcxa, whose product is annotated as pyruvate carboxylase a. Lineage: Eukaryota; Metazoa; Chordata; Actinopteri; Siluriformes; Bagridae. The transcript is spliced from 21 exons. The record is from RefSeq and is a predicted model, not a curated record. Gene Ontology annotation, molecular function: metal ion binding; pyruvate carboxylase activity; ATP binding. Gene Ontology annotation, cellular component: cytoplasm. The coding region runs from base 405 to 3950 and encodes 1181 amino acids. Gene Ontology annotation, biological process: pyruvate metabolic process; gluconeogenesis.
GAAAUAGAAGGCUGCACGCGAUAAAACGGUGCCUUCGGUGCAAACCAAUAGCGAGUGACUUGUUACAGAGUAGCUGGCUUCCAGAAAGUUCACUUUCCUUUUUUUCCCUUCUUCUUCUUCUUCUCUCGGAUCCACAUCGAGAGAGAAAAGAAAUAUAAAGGCAUCACUGUACCGUGCAUGCACGCUGUCCUUAAUAAUAAACACUGACGUGUGAUCUAUAAAGUCUCGAGCGCAGGCUUUAUUCAUGAUGCCAGUAGCAUUUCAGCAGGUUUGGCGUACGCACGUUUAAUAUUCUCAGAAAGUUGCGUUGGAUCGGGAUCUGCUGUACAGGUCUGCCGACUGCUUGAGACUCGCCAUCAGUUUCCUGGCACGUAGUUUUUUUCCCCUCGGUGCAAAGAUAAAAGAUGUUGCUGAAAGUGGGAGGGAUGCGUGCCGCUCUGGGUGUGUUAGCGGUGCGCAGGGCCUGCUGUCUGUCUCGCUACACUCAUACGGCAUCACAGCCGCUGGAGUACAAGCCGAUUAAAAAAGUCAUGGUGGCCAACAGAGGAGAGAUCGCGAUCCGGGUUUUCCGGGCGUGUACAGAGCUGGGCAUCCGGACGGUGGCUGUGUACUCGGAGCAGGACACUGGUCAGAUGCACAGGCAGAAGGCAGACGAGGCCUACCUCAUAGGAAAGGGUCUGCCACCUGUAGCUGCUUAUCUCCACAUACCUGACAUCAUCAAAGUGGCCAAGGAGAAUGACGUGGACGCUAUCCACCCAGGCUACGGCUUUCUGUCCGAGAGGGCCGAUUUUGCUCAGGCGUGUUCCGACGCUGGGGUUCGCUUCAUCGGUCCUUCACCUGAGGUCGUCCGUAAGAUGGGUGACAAGGUGGAGGCCCGUGCCAUUGCGAUCCGUGCUGGUGUGCCGGUGGUGCCUGGAACAGAUGCUCCGAUUUCCUCCUUGCAGGAAGCGCAGGAGUUCUCCAACACGUAUGGUUUCCCGAUCAUUUUCAAGGCGGCGUACGGGGGCGGGGGCCGCGGCAUGCGGGUGGUGCGGGAGUACGAGGAGCUUGAAGAAAACUACCAGCGGGCCUACUCUGAAGCCCUGGCUGCCUUUGGCAAUGGAGCCCUGUUUGUGGAGAAAUUCAUUGAGAAGCCGAGGCACAUUGAAGUGCAAAUCCUGGGUGAUAAGUACGGGAACGUGAUUCACCUGUACGAGAGGGACUGCUCUAUCCAGAGGAGACACCAGAAAGUGGUGGAGAUCGCUCCAGCCUCUCAGUUAGACCCGCACCUCAGAGACAGACUCACCGCAGACUCGGUCAACUUGGCCAAACAGGUUGGCUAUGAGAACGCUGGCACAGUCGAGUUCCUGGUGGAUAAGAAUGGAAAGCACUACUUCAUCGAGGUGAACUCUCGUCUCCAGGUGGAGCAUACGGUUACUGAGGAGAUCACGGACGUGGACUUGGUGCAUGCUCAGCUGAGGGUGUGUGAAGGCCGUAGCCUGCCCGAGCUUGGGCUGAAGCAGGAUAAAAUCAAGAUCAAUGGUACGGCUAUCCAGUGUCGUGUGACCACUGAGGACCCUGCACGAGGCUUCCAGCCAGACACAGGAAGACUAGAGGUUUUCCGCAGCGGUGAAGGGAUGGGCAUUCGCCUAGACAGCGCCUCAGCUUUCCAGGGCGCCGUGAUCUCCCCACACUAUGAUUCUCUCCUGGUUAAAGUCAUUGCCAGCGGUAAGGACCUUCCUGCCGCCUCUGCCAAAAUGAACCGGGCCCUUGCAGAGUUCCGCGUGCGUGGGGUCAAGACAAAUAUCCCAUUCCUCCAGAACGUCUUGAAUAACGACCAGUUUCUUUACGGCACCGUGGACACGCAGUUCAUCGACGAGAACCAGGACCUUUUCAACCUCAAACCUGUUCAGAACCGAGCCCAGAAACUCCUACAUUAUCUGGGUCAUGUCAUGGUGAAUGGACCAACGACUCCCAUCCCCGUAAAGGCUAAGCCUUCCUCCAUUGAUCCAGUCGUCCCAUCGGUGCCUCUCGGAUCUCCUCCAACGGGUUUUAGAGAUGUCUUGCUGAAAGAAGGCCCUGAAGGCUUUGCCAAAGCGGUGCGCUCACACAAAGGUCUGCUUUUGAUGGACACGACCUUCAGAGAUGCCCACCAGUCUCUCCUGGCCACUCGGGUGCGCACUCAUGACCUUAAAAAGAUUUCACCUUUCGUGGCUCACAACUUCAGCAGCCUCUUCAGCCUGGAAAACUGGGGAGGUGCUACAUUUGAUGUGGCAAUGCGCUUCUUAUGCGAGUGUCCUUGGAAGAGGUUGCAGGAGCUCCGUUCCCUCAUCCCCAAUGUUCCCUUCCAGAUGCUUCUGAGAGGAGCCAACGCUGUGGGAUACACAAACUACCCCGACAAUGCAGUCUACAAGUUCUGCGAAGUGGCCAAAGAGAACGGCAUGGACAUCUUCCGUGUCUUUGACUCUCUGAACUACCUUCCCAACAUGCUGCUGGGGAUGGAGGCGGCCGGGGCAGCGGGGGGUGUGGUGGAAGCGGCCAUCUCUUACACGGGCGACGUCUCUGACCCCAUGAGACAGAAAUACUCGCUGGAUUACUAUAUGAAGCUGGCUGAAGAACUCGUGAAGGCUGGAACGCAUAUACUUUGCAUAAAGGAUAUGGCCGGGUUGCUGAAACCAGAAGCAAGCCGCUUGCUGGUUGGUGCACUGAGGGACCGUUUUCCGGACACGCCCAUUCACGUGCACACUCACGACACGGCGGGCGCCGGUGUGGCAGCCAUGUUGGCGUGUGCGGAAGCCGGAGCUGACAUCGUGGACGUCGCAGUGGACUCCAUGGCUGGCAUGACCUCCCAGCCCAGCAUGGGCGCCAUCGUCGCCUGCACCAAGGGAAACAAACACGACACAGGCAUAUCUCUGGAUAAGGUCUUUGACUACAGUGAGUACUGGGAAGUGGCCCGUGGUCUCUACGCUCCAUUUGACUGCACGGCCACUAUGAAAUCCGGGAAUGCUGACGUUUACGAGAACGAGAUCCCGGGAGGCCAGUACACCAACCUGCACUUUCAGGCUCACAGCAUGGGCCUAGGCAACAAGUUCAAGGAGGUGAAGAAAGCCUAUGCUGAGGCCAACAAACUGCUGGGAGACCUCAUCAAGGUGACUCCCUCUUCAAAGAUUGUGGGAGACCUGGCGCAGUUCAUGGUGCAGAACUCCCUGACACGGGCCGAGGUGGAAGAGCGGGCCGACGAGCUCUCCUUCCCUCUCUCGGUGGUGGAGUUCCUGCAGGGCCACAUCGGCAUCCCUCAUGGAGGCUUCCCGGAGCCGUUCAGGUCUAAGGUGUUGAAAUCGCUGCCUCGUAUAGAGGGUCGUCCAGGUGCUUCGCUUCCCGAGAUGGACUUCAAGGCUUUGGAGAAGAGGCUGCAUGAGUCGCACGGUGAUGACAUCACCCCAGAGGACGUGAUGUCUGCAGCCAUGUACCCCAAAGUGUUCCAGGAGUUCAAGGAGUUCACCACCAACUUCGGACCUGUCGACUGCCUCAACACACGCCUCUUCCUCGAUGGGCCAAAGAUCGCAGAGGAAUUUGAGGUGGAGCUCGAGAGAGGGAAGAUUCUUCAUAUUAAAGCUCUGGCACUAGGGGAUCUAAAUAAAGCCGGUCAGAGAGAGGUCUUCUUCGAGCUCAAUGGUCAGCUGAGAUCUGUUCUGGUCAAAGACACCGUGGCCCUAAAGGAGAUGCACUUCCACCCAAAGGCUCUGAAGGAUGUGCGGGGCCAGGUGGGAGCACCAAUGCCAGGGAAAGUGGUGGAGGUCAAGGUCAAAGAGGGCCAGAAGGUGGAAAAAGGCCAGCCUCUGUGCGUCCUCAGCGCCAUGAAGAUGGAGACGGUGGUGAACUCGCCGCUUUCUGGCACCGUGGCUAAAGUUUACGUCAAAGUCGACAGCACCCUGGAAGGAGACGACCUCAUUCUGGAGAUCACAGAGUAAAGCGAGCCACAUCACGAGGCUUCCAGGACACAGCUCUGAAAAUUGUUAUCAGCUCCUGUAUGGGGCUGUACACAAGCACAAACACACACACACACACACACACACACACACAAACAGAAGCGCACACACAUUUUGAAGCAGAUGUAUGCACAGAUUUUGGAACUGACAGAGGGAGGGAGGGAGUUCAAUAUUUAGUCUUAAAUGAUCUACACAUAGUUAUUUCCUAAUGUAUCCGGAAAUUAGUGUUUGUGCACUGGGUGUCGGAAGAGUUCUUGUUUUCGUGUCAUCUGAAUCUAUUUUACAUAAUCACCUGUCAUGUGUAAUCACCAGAGCUAAUGAUCCAUGAGCUGGAAACUAGUGUUACAUUAACAUUGAGUGUCUCGGUUAAUGUUGAUGUCAUUAUGUCUUAGAAAUAUGUAGAAAUAGGAUUGUGGCAGUAAAAAGAUUUCUAAUUAAGAAGAAAAUCAUGCAAUAAAUGAAAAUGGUGACAAUUAUGAGUAGACACAAAUUUGCAGAAAAAUAAAUCUAUAAAUAGCAGCUAAUUUCUUGUACCGUAACCUUUUAGGUGUUGCCUUUAAUCCUGAAUAAACCAAAAGAGAAAUGAGAAGAAAAGUGCCCAUGUGACCUGUACCUUAGCUUUCUACCUUUUUCUGUUCAGUUGAGAUCAUUUCAGAAUUUUUAAUUGUUAGGUAAAGUCCGUACAUAAAGUAAAAUAGUAUUGUCAUAGUGAAUGUGUAUGGCCCUUUUGUAGCACUGAGAGCUCUGACUAAUGCAUUCUGGGUAAACCGCAGUAGAGUUAAAGGGUUGGCUGGCUGGCCACUGAUGCAUUCUUGGCUGAGUUUCAAUUAUCACAAUGAGCAUUGAUGGUGAGAUGAGGUCCACUGAAACCCUGGAGUCUCAGAGCUGCUGGAGAAUGCAGAGUUAGCAGGAAGCUUGUUCCUUGACGCUGAUCUUGAAUUAUUGUUCCAAUUUGCCCCUGAAUGUGAAUAUCACACCAGUCCUGUUACAUUCCUCCUGGGAUCAGGCACACUAUGUUUCAGCCUUCAGAGAUCCUUUCCUUCCCUUCCCUUCCCUUCCCACAGCACUGCUACUUUCCUUCAUCUUCCCUUCACCUUUCCUUUCCUUCACCUUCCCUUUUCUUUCUUCUCCUCAUUACAGCACUGCCCCUUCCCUUCCCUUCUGUUCCUUUCCCUUUCCUCACUACAGCACUGCCACUGGAGGUUUCUCAAUUGAAGUGUUAUCUUUUUGUAGCUGGAAAUCAAAUGUGAGGUUUGCAAGAGGCGUCUAUGGAGAGCACUCAACACCGAGCGUUCAUACACUUGAAUAGUGGCGAAUUGGUAAUCCAUUAGGCAACACCUGGAGUGCCUCAGCUUCGGCUGUGGAGUACUGUUAAAUUGGGGACUAACGUUUGAUCACUAUUGCUGUCUUUUAACCUCUUAACAUCAACAUCUCAAAACAGUUAAAGAGGUCUGGUGUAACCAUGUUAACCAGGCUAAUUUUAGAUACAACUCGCAUGCUAAAACUGUAAAUUGAUGAUAUUAGAGAACUGGAAAAUCCUUGUCAUGCCGUGCAUUAGUGAAAAGUAAACUGGAAUGGCUGCUCAAGAGAUUUUUGACCUGAUGUUCCCUUCAGAGCAUCUGCAGUAUAUGUGAAAUAGUUACAGAGAAGAAUUUUUUUUUACAACAGUGAGGAAUCAACCGCAAAACCCAUUUACUGAAACUCCUAGGUGGAGUCUAAGGGCAGUUGUUAAAAUCUAUCAAACAGUAAUAAGAGUGCAACACAACAACCAUUACACCAGCAAUAAAGGUGCAAUUAUCAGACAGGUAUGAGAAUUGAUAUAGCUUCUACAGCUUCUGUUUACUUUUUAAUUUCCUGAAGAUUUGUGGUAUCCAUAAGCAGUCUGGCAGAAAGCAAAAAAAUUCUGAGAUGCUACAAACUUUUUUUUCUUAUCUUAGUAGAGCAAUGGGAAGUUUCUUACUGUUGUUUUGUCAGAAAUUGAGGUAUUUGGACAGCUUGCUCAGCUCCCGGGUCACCAGUUCAAUCUGAAGCUUAGGGUACUGUCUGUGUGGAAUUCCACAUGUUCUCCUGUUCACUGGUUUCCUCUGGGGUCACUGGUUUCUUUCCACCUACCAAAUCCAUGCUAUCAGGUGGUUUGGCUGUUCUUAACUGCCCUUAGGUGUUGAAUUUGUGAGUGUAUGGUGUCCUGCCACUCAUUAAUAAUGUAUUCCUGCUUCAUCUGAUUCCCGGGAAAGGCUCUGGAUCUACCCUGAGCCUGACCAGGAUAAAGCGCUUUCUGAAGAUGAAUGAUUGACUUCUUACAUCUAAAAAAACGAUUUAUACCAAGUUUGUACUGAAGAUAGAUUCUUUUAAACGGUGAUUUACUGCCCCAACAGCUACCCUUAGACUCUCGUUAGUAUUUAGGUCAUAAUCUGUUUUCUCAGUACAGAGAAACAGAUCAAAGUGUUUUGUUUGUAAGUCUGUAAGACAUGAUAAGAAAUGGGUCCAUGAAUUCUGACCCUACUGUCUGUAUUCCUCAGCAGAAUUUGAAAUUCAUCAGACCAGGCUUUGUUUUUCCGGUCUUCGGUCAGUAGCUGCAGUCCUCUCUCUCAUCUCUCCUACCUGUUUACUAGUCGUACUGACAUCCACUGUGUUCCACAGCGUUCUAUAUAUUUCUAGUUCUGUCCAUCACAGUUUGCAUACUACAAUGUUCCUGAGGUGAAGAAAGGCUCUGAACUUCUCAAUGCCACCACUAUUCACUUGUAUUUGGUCUUCCUUGUGGCAUAAACUCGUUUUUCCUCAACAGGUUUAACGAAAAGAAAUAUAAUGUUUUACUGACAUGUAACAAGUUUUACUAAACAACUAUUGUUUACUUCCUGGUAGAUGAGGGUCUUACAAAUGGAACAAUUACGUUUCCUGCACUUAUUUCAAGUAAUGAGAUUCAUUAUGCUAAAUUUGUAGGCAUGUACGCAUUAAUAAUUGGGAUCCUGCUGCAGAGAAAUGGAAUUAAUCUUACAGAUGUGUUCGGAAUGAUAGAUUUAAUAGUUUGUUAUCUUGAUGUGCAUUCAUUUCCCUUCCAUAUGUGAUGUUAAUGAUUUGUAAGCGUUUAUGCAAAUACUAAUUCAUCAUAAACUUUUGGUCCAUCUUGGAAAAUAAAAGACUGAUAUAAAAUAAAAUAAAAAAAAAAGGAUAACA